Molecule: messenger RNA, 695 nt
Organism: Formica exsecta
Lineage: Eukaryota; Metazoa; Arthropoda; Insecta; Hymenoptera; Formicidae
Product: dual specificity protein phosphatase 19
Exons: 1
Coding region: 72-662 (196 amino acids)
Biological process (GO): protein dephosphorylation; regulation of MAP kinase activity
Cellular component (GO): cytoplasm
Molecular function (GO): JUN kinase phosphatase activity
Source: RefSeq, a predicted model, not a curated record
AUAUCGUAUUUCAUAUGGUUUCUGAUGCAAGUAUAUCUGAAAAGUAAAAAUUAUUAUUAACAAAUCUUCGCAUGAUGGAUUUACGAGAUCUUAUCGCAAAAAAGAAAUCAUCAUUAAAAUCAUGUAAAACGGUAAUAACAGAUCCGCUUGGCAACAAAUACGAAGUUGAAUGUGGCCAAGUAAAGAAAUUGGAGAAAAGCCUACCAUUUGUAGUGGACGAAAGACCUGAUUUGCAUGUCGCCAAUAUAAUACCAGGUUUAUAUCUUAGCUCUCAAGAUCCAGCGGUUUGCAUCGAUAUAUUAAAGAAAUACGAAAUCCGGCAUAUUUUAAGCAUAGGCGUUAACAUUUCCGAGAGAUUCGACAAUAUUCGGUACCACAUCUGUGACUUGUUAGACUUGCCGGAAUCGAAUAUAAUACUGUUGCUAAAAAGAUGCGUCGAUAUCAUACACGCGACUCGUAAAGAAAACAUCCUUGUGCAUUGCAACGCUGGCGUUUCUCGCUCCCCUGCUAUUGUUAUCGCUUAUUUAAUGAUUCAUAAAAAAUUGUCAUAUGAUGAAGCUUACAAUAAAGUAAAAAAAGCGAGAAGUUGUAUUAGGCCUAAUGAUGGAUUUGUAGAACAAUUACAUAGUAUCGAAAAUACAACCUUUGUCGACGAGUUGUAAUAGUGUGUUCUAAUAUAUCUAUACUAAAGACAA